AGCUGUUCUCUUAGUAUUUUUUCAAAAAAUAAUAAUAUUGAGACAAAAUAGUUCAUUGGCAGGACUUCCGUGGCAGAUAGGGUGCUGGCCAUGGAGGCAAUAAAAGGCAGCCCAGAGGAGGAGAAGGCGGAGGAGAAGGAAGAGGAGGAGGAGGAGAGGGAAGGAGAGGAAGGAGGAGAGCCCCGGGGCAGAAGCACAGCCGCUGGCCUCCUCUCAGGACAGGACCCUGCUGUGUCUGACGCCCGGGACACGGCCUGCUUUGCCCCACGGAAGAUGGAGAACGAGGAGAAGGUCAUCAACAAAGGCGAGGAGGACGAGAUGAAACUCUGUGGCUACAGCUUCUGCCGGUGGAGGCUGGCGCUGGUGGCGCUGGGGAUGGUGCUGACGGGGGGCUUCCUGCUGCUGCUGCUCUACUGGAUGCCCGAGUGGCGCGUGAAGGCCACGUGCAGGAGGGCCCCACUCCGAGGCUGCCAGGUGGUGCUCCUCAGGACCACGGAUGAGUUCCAGACAUGGUUUUGCGCGAAGGUGCGCACCGUGCUCUCUUUGGGGCUCCAUCCACUGCAGACCCCAAAAUACGCGCCGGAGAAGGUGGCCAACGGCUGCAGCGAACACCUGUACGUCACUCCCUCCGACGAGAGCAGGACCGACCUGGGCAGCAGCGGCCCCAAGGCCCACCUGCAGGAGAUCCGGUGCUUCACCCACCACAGCAUGAAGUAUUUCUGGAAUGAUGCGGCCCAGAACUUUGGCCCCAUAAAGGGCUUGGAUGAGUCCACUUUCUGUUCGUCCAUCCAUAAGGAGCACAGCAGAGGGCUGACCAAGGGGAUGCAGGAUUACAGAAAAUUGUUCUAUGGAGUAAAUGAAAUUGCCGUGAAAGUGCCUUCCAUUUUUAAACUUUUGAUUAAAGAGGUUCUCAAUCCUUUUUACAUUUUCCAGCUGUUCAGUGUGAUCUUGUGGAGCACGGAUGAAUAUUACUACUACGCAGCCGCCAUUGUGGUCAUGUCUCUGAUAUCCGUGGUGAGCUCCCUGUACACCAUCCGGAAGCAAUACCGGAUGCUCCAUGACAUGGUGGCUGCGCACAGCAUCAUCCGAGUGUCGGUCAGCAGAGCCAGUCAAGGUGUGGAAGAGAUCCUUUCCACGGACCUUGUGCCUGGCGACGUCAUCGUGGUCCCUCUGAACGGGAUGGUCAUGCCCUGCGAUGCGGUCCUGGUCAGCGGGACGUGCAUCGUCAACGAGAGCAUGCUGACUGGCGAAAGUGUUCCGGUCACCAAGAUCAACCUGCCCAACCCCUCGGACGACCCUCGGGCCGCGACGGAUGAAGUGUACAGCCCCGAAGGGCACCGCCGGCACACGCUCUUCUGCGGCACCACCGUCAUCCAGACCCGCUUCUACUCUGGGGAGGUCGUGAGGGCCGUCGUUGUCCGGACGGGCUUCAGCACUUCCAAAGGGCAGCUCAUCCGCUCCAUCUUGUACCCAAAGCCCAUGGACUUCAAGCUCUACCGCGACGCCUACAUGUUCCUGCUCUGCCUGGUUGCAGUGGCAGCGGUGGGGUUCCUCUACACGGUGGUCAUCAGCAUCCUUCACCAGGUUCCGGCCGAGAUCAUCGUCAUCGAGUCCCUGGACAUCAUCACCAUCACGGUCCCUCCGGCGCUCCCUGCGGCCAUGACGGCGGGCAUCGUCUACGCGCAGCGGAGGCUCAAGAGAGUGGGCAUCUUCUGCAUCAGCCCCCAGAGGAUCAACAUCUGCGGGCAGCUCAACCUGGUCUGCUUUGACAAGACAGGAACCCUGACCGAAGACGGGCUCGACCUUUGGGGGAUCCAUCGGGUGGAGAACUCCAGUUUCCUUCCGCCGGAGGAGCAGCCCUGCAGCCAGGCCCUGGUCAAGACUCCCUUUGUGGCCUGCAUGGCCACCUGCCACUCCCUCACCAAGAUCGAGGGGCUGCUCUCGGGGGACCCCCUCGACCUCAAGAUGUUCGGAGCCACCGGAUGGAUCCUGGAGGAAGCGACGGAGGAGGAGACCGCCCUCCACAACCAGAUCAUGCCCACCGUGGUCCGGCCGCCCAAGCAGCUCCUCCAGGAGCCCAAGCCUGCGGCCGACGCAGAGAUGGAGCUCUUUGAACUCUCGGCCGGCUACGAGAUCGGGAUCGUGCGGCAGUUCCCCUUCUCCUCGGCUCUGCAGCGGAUGUGUGUGGUGGCCAGGGCCCUGGGGCAGAAGCGCAUGGACGCCUACGUGAAGGGGGCCCCGGAGGUGGUGGCCGGGCUCUGCAAGCAGGAAACAGUCCCCCGAGACUUCGAGCGCGUCUUGGAAGAAUACACCAGGCAAGGCUUCCGGGUCAUUGCUCUCGCCCAUCGGAAGUUGGAGUCCAGGCUGACCUGGCACAAGGUCCUGAACGUGGGCAGAGACACCAUUGAGGCCAACAUGGACUUCCUGGGGCUCAUCGUGAUGCAGAACAAGCUCAAGCCGGAGACCCCCUCCGUCCUGGAAGACCUGCACAGGGCCAACAUCCGCACCGUGAUGGUCACAGGGGACAACCUGCUGACGGCCAUCUCUGUGGCCAGGGACUGCGGCAUGAUCCGGCCCCAGGACAAGGUCAUCGUGGCCGAGGGGCUGCCCCCCAGGGAUGGGCAGCCGGCCAGGGUCAACUGGCAUUAUGCCGAUGCCUUGCCCAGGGGCCCCGACCCCCCGCCCACCAUCGACACAGAGGACGUCCCCAUCAAGACCGUGGCCCAGGGAGACGGCUUGGAGGACCUCCUUCCGGCGGCAGCCAGGUUCCACUUCGCCAUGAACGGGAAGUCCUUCGCCGCCAUCCAGGAGCACUUCCCGGAUCUCGUCCCCAAGCUUGUGCUGCAUGGCACGGUCUUUGCUCGCAUGGCGCCGGACCAGAAAACCCAGCUGGUGGAGGCUUUGCAAAGCGUGGACUACUACGUGGGCAUGUGUGGCGACGGAGCCAACGACUGCGGGGCCCUGAAGCGGGCGCACGGCGGGAUUUCCCUCUCGGAGCUGGAGGCCUCCGUGGCGUCGCCCUUCACCUCCCGGACCCCCAGCAUCGCCUGCGUCCCCAACCUGAUCCGGGAGGGCCGCGCAGCUCUCAUCACUUCCUUCUGCGUCUUCAAAUUCAUGGCUCUGUACAGCAUCAUCCAGUAUGUCAGCGUCACCCUCCUCUACUCGAUCCAGAGCAACCUGGGAGAUUUCCAGUUCCUCUUCAUUGACCUCGCCAUCAUCCUGGUGGUGGUCUUCACCAUGAGCCUGAACCCGGCCUGGAAGGAGCUGGUGCCGCGCCGGCCGCCCUCCGGCCUCAUUUCGGGGCCCCUGCUCUGCUCCGUCCUCUCCCAGAUCCUCAUCUCGCUCGGCUUCCAGACCCUGGGCUUCCUCUGGGUCCGGCGGCAGCCCUGGUACCAGCCCUGGACCCCUCUCCUCUCGGCAGACCCGUGCGGCAGCGUGCCCGGCGUGCCCCUCCUGGCCAACGUGUCCUCGCAGGGCAAUGCCACCCCCUCCCACGAUGAGCACAACAUCCGCAACUACGAGAACACCACCGUCUUCUUCAUCUCCAGCUUCCAGUACCUGAUCGUGGCCGUGGCCUUCUCCAAAGGGAGGCCCUUCCGCCAGCCCUCCCACAAGAACUAUCUUUUUGUGGUCUCGGUCACCAUCCUGAGCGCCGUCAUCCUCAUCAUCCUGCUGGGCCUGGUGGGCCCCAUCGACACCUUCCUGGAGCUGGUCUGCCUGCCCUCCCACUGGCGGGUCAACAUCCUCCUCCUCGCCGUCGCCAACGCCUUCGUCUCCAUCCUGGUGGAGAGCCUCCUCCUGGAGACGCUCCUCUGGAGGGUCCUCUUCAGCCGGGACAAGCAAGGGGAGCACCGCCUAGCGCCCUCCUCCUCCUCCUCUUCCUCCUCUUCCUCUCACCCGCCACAGGAGACCCUGGGCCGGUGGCGCUGGUGCGCCCUCCCUGCGCUGCUGCGCUCCCGGCGGAAGCCCCCCAAGUCCAGGUACGCCCACUUGGCCCAGGAGCUGCUGGUGGACCCCGAGUGGCCCCCCAAACCCUCCACCACCACCGAGGCCAAGGCCCCCGGCCACCAGAACGGGUCCUCCUGCCACGUCAUCACCGUCACGUAGCACACGCCGGCUCCCCUCCGCCCUCGGCUCCUGCGGCCUUCAAGGACCCGUCCCGAGCGUCUGGCCUGGACUGACCAGCCGCUUCCCUGUGGAGGGAGAACCCUUGGCGGCCCUUCGGUCUCUCUUUCCGUUGGAUUCCCAGCCCUUCGCUCCCCCUUCGAGGCCCACGUCCAGGCUGCACUUUGGGACACACGGUUCUGGGCCAGAGGGAGCCUCGGCCGCAUGGACACUCAGGAGCACCCUGCCUGGGGGUGGGCGAGGGGCCAGUCUGCUCUGCCCUUUGGAACUGGACACGGCGCUUCACCCCAAGUAACAGCAGGGCGGUCGGCGGCCAAAGCGAAGCCCGCUCUGUCCCUCCGGCUCUGUCCCCCCCUUUGCUCCCCCUUUGUCUGGGUGGGGCUCUGGGGGAGCCAUGCUCAGGACCCCCUCCCUCCCUCCCUCCCUCUCUGUGGGGGGCACACACCCACCCCCUUGAAAGCCUCUCCGUGGGGGGUCUGCCAAGCGCACAGCCCUCUGGGCCAGCUCUCCUUGCCUCUUGGCCACCGGCUGUGCCUCUGAGGGAGGGGCCCCUUCGCCCACCCUUCUUGCUGGCUCUGCUGAAGGGUGCAAAUGGGAUGUGUGUGUGGGGGGGGGGGGCAAAGUCAGUGUGGGGGUGGGGUAUGCAUAUCACGCGCAGCCUCUGCAGACUGCUGGGUCUGGAUCUGAAGAGGGACCAAGCUCUGUAGGUCCACAAGGGGAGGGCGGGGGGGGGCCUAUCCAGGGCUCUUGUUUUUUUUUGGGGGGAGGGGUCACAGUAGUGUAAGCACCAGCUGGUGGAGAUGGGCAGAGGAGCCCCUGCCAAGAAGGCCCCACAAAGCGGCCACAAGCGUUCUCUCACUUUGUACCUCGAUAGAAGGAGGGACUCGGCUGCCUUCCUUCUGCAGGAGAUUGCAGAGCCCCCCCCCUUGCACAGCAAUGCUAUGGGGGGGGGGAAGGGGGGAGGAGGGAUGGGGUCCCUACUUCUUUGGUGCCCCCAUACCAGCCCCCACGGCCCCCUCCCCUGCUGCCCAGAACACCUGGCCAGAAAAUCGACACCCAUGAAGCUAUGCACCCUGUGACCUCCACACUGUGACCCGCACAGCCCUGGGCCCCUUGCGCUGGCGCAUGACCUGCCUUCCUGCGUGCGCCUGGGCCCAGACGCCGGCCUUGAUGGGGCUCUAUUGGGGGGGGGGGCUGUGGCCUUUCCCUCCCCACUCCCAAAUCAGACGCACACAGAGCCCCCCCCCCCAAAAUGCCAGAGCUGGGCCAGUUGUGUCCCUCCAGGCCCUGCCCAGCUCUGCCCCCCCCCCCGUGGCCUUUGACCCUGAGUGGGCCUGACGGGCACCUUGCCUUUGGCGGGACCCCCACUCACUCCCUUGGAACGCAUGAGGUUGGGGGGGGUCCAGCGCUUGACCGGGGCCCCUCUGCCUGACCGCGGCCCCCUCCCCUUGACCACUGGGGUCCCCGUUAAAUUAUUCGCCUCCUUCCGACCCCCAGUUCCCCAAACGUUCUCCUUCGGGCAUGUUGGGAUUGUAAAUACGGCCGGUGGAAUAUUGUUACUACUAUUAUAAAUAUAAUUUUAAGAUAUUUUUUAUUAUUUAUGUGCAUCCGCAAAGGACUGGCGUGCUCGAGGAAGGAGCCGCGGUUAAAUUAUACUUUUUUAAAAUGAAGAGCCAGAUUUUUUUUAGAGGAUCGUCUGUCUGUCUGUCCCUCAGGGUUGUUUUCUCAAGAGCUCCGCCUCCCCCUCGUGGCCCCAAAGCAGGUCGUGGCCCUUGUGGGACCGGGGUCUGGGGGGGGGUAUGUGGACCGGCCCCUCCCUCUCUGGCCUUUGGGGCCACGCGUCCUACUGACAGGUAUUUAUGCGCAGCAAGGGAUGGGAUGCCAUGCGCUGACGCGAUGCCCGGUGGUCGGGGGCCGGUCGCGCAGGGGCAUCCGUUGCCUGUUGCAGUUUUUAAAGCGGAAGAUUUAACGAAAUUGCACUUGGUUUUUUCCCUAAUUUAUGAGAAAUAUUUCUUAACGAACUAGAGCGUGUGGGAGGGGAUUGUGCUGAGGGUUUCUCUCUGCCUGGAUGCGUCAAUCUACUGUCGGGUUAAUCUACUGUACUCUGCCGCGGAUGAGCUCACCCAUGUGUGUAUAUAAAGGACCCCUCUGACUCCGGAGGGGAGGGCUUUUCCGGCUCUUGCUGCAGGGACCCCCGCCCACCCCAACCCCCCCUCCCCCCCCCCAGGACUUUGCAAACCGGGCUUCUUCUCCUUCUCCUUCGUGACUUCAUCCCUCAAAACUCCAAGUUGCGAAAGCCAAGCGUCCGUCAAGGGCUCCUCGGUGGCUCCUAAUUGCUAGUUUGAUGCCAUAUAAUGGCAGCUUUGGGAAAACGGUUCCCCAUAAAGGCUGAAACCUUUGGGGGCGAUUACGUAAUUCCGCCGCCAGCUCCUCGGGCAAAGUCCCACCGCGGAGUCAGGGGCCCCGGGGGCUGCGGAAACUCCUCCGUGGAACACAUUUUGCUGCUUUUAUAAUGGUACCCGGUUGUAAUAAAGGCCUUUCUAUGUCAUUACGAGAAACAA
This is a messenger RNA of Anolis carolinensis (green anole), 6686 nucleotides long. It is a transcript of the gene atp13a3, whose product is annotated as ATPase 13A3. Gene Ontology annotation, molecular function: ATP hydrolysis activity; P-type ion transporter activity; ATPase-coupled monoatomic cation transmembrane transporter activity. Gene Ontology annotation, cellular component: late endosome membrane. Gene Ontology annotation, biological process: polyamine transmembrane transport; intracellular calcium ion homeostasis. The record is from RefSeq and is a predicted model, not a curated record. NCBI's taxonomy places the organism in Eukaryota, Metazoa, Chordata, Lepidosauria, Squamata, Anolidae. The coding region runs from base 91 to 4107 and encodes 1338 amino acids. The transcript has 33 exons.